Molecule: messenger RNA, 2771 nt
Organism: Nelumbo nucifera (sacred lotus)
Lineage: Eukaryota; Viridiplantae; Streptophyta; Magnoliopsida; Proteales; Nelumbonaceae
Gene: MRE11
Product: DNA repair and meiosis protein (Mre11)
Biological process (GO): meiotic DNA double-strand break formation; telomere maintenance; mitotic G2 DNA damage checkpoint signaling
Cellular component (GO): nucleus; Mre11 complex; site of double-strand break
Molecular function (GO): single-stranded DNA endonuclease activity; 3'-5'-DNA exonuclease activity; manganese ion binding
Source: RefSeq, a predicted model, not a curated record
UUCAUUUUAAAAUUCCCCGCCACCAUUUGGAUCCUCUCCUUUCUUUCUCCUUGUCGUGCAGUUGCAGAGAAGCUUAUUGAACAAGCAGCAGGCAAGCUACACUUUCUAUUAGGACUCUGGAGGCUCAUUUUACUUUUUCUGGAUAAGAAACAUGAAGUAGCCCAGUUCAGGUUUGGUCUGUUCUACUCACCUAUGAUUUUAUGAUAACAGUAUUUCUCCCUUUGUAGGGUGUGAAGUAUAGCUGCUACAACAUGGGUGACUCUUCAAUGGAGGAUACAAGCAACACACUUCGAGUGCUUGUUGCAACUGAUUGCCAUCUGGGCUAUAUGGAGAAGGAUGAAAUCCGCCGGCAUGAUUCUUUUCAGGCAUUUGAGGAGAUAUGCUCAAUUGCAGAGCAAAAGCAGGUAGAUUUCUUACUUCUUGGUGGUGAUCUCUUCCAUGAGAACAAGCCCUCAAGGUCGACUUUGGUGAAGACCAUAGAGAUCCUUCGCCGUUAUUGCCUCAAUGAUCGACCAGUGCAAUUCCAAGUUGUCAGCGAUCAGACAGUUAAUUUUGCAAACAUAUUUGGGCAUGUCAAUUAUGAAGAUCCCAACUUCAAUGUUGGUUUACCAGUGUUUAGCAUUCAUGGAAAUCAUGAUGAUCCUGCUGGAGUGGACAACCUUUCUGCAAUUGAUAUCCUUUCUGCAUGCAAUCUUGUGAACUAUUUUGGGAAAAUGGUCCUCGGAGGCUCUGGUGUUGGUCAGAUCACUAUCUAUCCUAUACUUAUCAAGAAGGGUUCAACAGCUGUGGCUUUGUAUGGACUAGGAAACAUUAGAGAUGAACGACUUAAUAGAAUGUUUCAGACACCACAUGCUGUACAGUGGAUGCGACCUGAAACUCAAGAAGGGUGCCAAGAUUCAGAUUGGUUCAACAUCCUAGUACUUCAUCAAAACAGGGUAAAGGCAAAUCCCAAAAAUGCGAUAAAUGAGCAUUUCCUGCCACGAUUCCUGGACUUCAUAGUGUGGGGUCAUGAACAUGAAUGCCUUAUUGAUCCCAAGGAAGUUUCAGGGAUGGGCUUCCACAUUACUCAACCAGGUUCCUCUGUUGCAACUUCACUAAUUGAUGGGGAAGCAAAGCCUAAGCAUGCACUUCUUUUGGAAAUUAAGGGAAAUCAAUAUCGCCCCACUAAGAUACCACUAAAGUCAGUUAGACCUUUUGAAUAUACUGAAGUUGUAUUAAAGGAUGUAAGUGACAUUGAUCCCAAUGACCAAACAUCCAUUCUUGAACAUUUGGACAAAGUGGUUAGAAACCUAAUAGACAAGUCUAAUGAAAAGGCUGCCAGCAGACCAGAGAUCAAGCUACCAUUAAUCCGAAUAAAGGUGGAUUACUCGGGAUUUAUGACAAUAAACCCUCAAAGGUUUGGGCAAAAAUAUGUGGGGAAGGUUGCAAAUCCACAAGACAUUCUUAUCUUCUCAAAGACCACCAAAAAGAAUCAACCUCUUGGAGAGAAGAUCGACGAUUCUGAAAGGCUUCGCCCAGAAGAACUGAACCAACAAAAUAUAGAGGCCUUAGUUGCUGAAAGUAAUUUGAAAAUGGAGAUCCUUCCAGUUAACGAUUUGGAUGUGGCAUUGCAUGAUUUUGUUAACAAGGAUGACAAAAUGGCUUUUUACACUUGCGUGCAAUACAAUCUUGAAGAAACUCGUAACAAAAUCUCUCGGGAGUCAGAUACUCUGAAGUCUGAGGAUGAAGAUUUGAUUGUUAAAGUUGGAGAGUACAUGCAGGAACGUGUAAAGGAAAGGUCAGCUCGCUCUCAAGAAGGCACACGGUCCACAUCAAUUUCGCAGUCAUUAGAGGGUUUCAGGGGUAAAAGUAAAGCAGGAUUUGGAAGUCAAGUUGCAUUUAGUGAUGAUGAAGAUGCUACACAGAUGCCCUCAAUCUCUCACUCUGCUGUCAGAGGUAAAAAACAAUCAUCUGCAGUUUCUGAAACUGGUAGGGGCAAAGCUUCUACAAGAGGCAGGGGCAGGGGCAGAGGCAGAGGUUCUGGUAGCUUAAAACAAACAACUCUUGAUGCAACUAUGGGAAUCCGCUCAUCUGUGAGAUCUUCAGCAGUUGCUGCAUCUGUUGCAGUUCACAGUAUUGCUGUUGAAGAAGAUGAUGUGGAUUCCUCUUCAAGUGCUGAAGAGAAGUAUGAAGCAGAUGAGGUUGAUAAGAGUUCGGAAAAUGAAGAAAAUGUCCAAGGAAAAGGUCGCAAAAGAGCUGCUUCAAGGGGAAGGGCUAGGGGUUCUACUUCAUCAUUGAAACGGGGAAGGAAAUCAGAUAAUUCUUCAAUUCACAAAAUGUUCAUGAACCAAGAUGAUGACGAUGAUGAUGAUGAUGAUGAUGAUGACAUUGCAAACAGGAUGAAGAAGACUCAACCUCGGGUAACUCGGAAUUAUGGUGCUCUAAGGAGAUGAUCACAUCAAAGAGUUCUCUUGUUCAUCCUGGAAUGCUGGUUGGUCACGGCUGAAUCACCUUAUAAGAAGCCAUCUGUUUAGGUUUCCUAGAUUCCUAAGAACAUGGCAAACGAUAUAUCAAGCAGCCAAACUCUUUUUGCAGUUGGUAGAAAAUUCACAGAAUACACUGAUCUGCAUUUUAAGUUUAGAGCUUCAUUUGAAUGUUCACCUGGCAGGGAUGCCGUGUGUACAGUAUUUGCCUUUGCCAUUCCAAAUUAUAGCACUAUAAAUGGUAUCCCUUUGUCCAAAUUCGAUCUGUUAAUUGGAUCAAAUAUGCAUCUAUCCCAAUUCAAUUCAAUA